Molecule: messenger RNA, 1353 nt
Organism: Bemisia tabaci
Lineage: Eukaryota; Metazoa; Arthropoda; Insecta; Hemiptera; Aleyrodidae
Source: RefSeq, a predicted model, not a curated record
AUGCAAUCUCAAACCGUCCAGCAUAUCACGGAGUGUUUUGUAAAACCCCAGUAUGUCACGGAGGAGUCAAAGCAACCGUACUAUCUAAUGCCAUGGGAGUUACCCAUGCUUUCAUGGCACUACAUCCAAAAAGGCCUUCUUUUCGAAACACCGCCACAGGUUAACCGAGCAAACUUCAUGAACGAUCUCUUAGAUAGACUCAAGUAUUCCCUUUCCCUCACUCUCGUUCAGUACUAUCCUCUUGCUGGCCGCCUAGCGACAGAGAAACAAGAAAAUGACUCUUCCUACCUGAUUUUCGUCGAUUGCGUCAACAGUCCCGGUGCGAAAUUUAUUCAUGCAAAACUCGACAUGAUAACAUCGGAGAUUAUUUCUACGAGGUAUGAACCAUUGGUUGCUCGAUCAUUCUUUGACCAUAAAACAUCCGUCAGCUACGAUGGUCGCACAAAACCCCUGGUUUCCAUCCAAGUUACCGAAUUAAAUGAUGGAGUCUUCAUCGGCUGCUCAAUGAGCCACGCUAUCGCUGAUGGGACCACCUACUGGAGUUUCUGGAAGAAACUGUCCGGUAUAUUCCAAACGGGUGGAAAUAAUAAACAAAAUGAACGUCCUGCUGUAAACCUGAAAAGGUGGUCCUCAGUGGGGUGCGGUCCUUUAGUUGACUUCCCAGUCACUUUUCAAGAUGCGUUCAUCACCAACGUCGAUGUGCCCGAGGGUCAUGUAUCAAGAAAAUUCCACUUUUCGGCAGACUCGGCUGCGAAACUGAAAGCUAAAGCAAAUUCAGAAUGCAAUACCACCGUGAUAUCAUCAUUCCAAUCCUUAAUCGCGCAUUUAUGGAGAUCCAUAACGAAGGCAAGGCGCCUGCCUAGCGAUCAGACAGUUUUAUGUAUCGCCGCUGUAAAUAUUCGACCAAGGAUGAAGCCUCCUUUACCUGCAGAUUGUUUCGGAUGCAUGAUUGGAGCGGCCACUGCGCGAACCACAGCUGGUCAACUCCUCGAAGAAAGUCUCGGAUGGGUGGCUUGGGAGAUACACCAAGCGAUUGUCAGCUACACGGAUGCAUCGGUGCGCAAAUCUACCGAGAAAUGGAUCCGCGCACCAUCAAUUAUCGAUAUUACUAAAUUGUUCUCUCCGAAUUCGAUGGUUGUUGGUGGCUCGCCAUGGUUCGAUAUGUACGGGAAUGAGUUCGGGAUGGGUAAAGCGUUGGCGAUCCUUAUGGGAACUGCGCUCAAGCUUGAUGGUUGUGUUGAGACGUUGCCUGGACUCGAGGGAAGAGGAAGCGUGGAAUUUGGAGUGUGCCUGGGAGCUUCUGCGAUGGAAGCACUGGAAGCUGACGAGGAGUUCAUGGCUUUUGUUUCUUGA